This is a messenger RNA of Ooceraea biroi (clonal raider ant), 1863 nucleotides long. RefSeq lists its product as uncharacterized. NCBI's taxonomy places the organism in Eukaryota, Metazoa, Arthropoda, Insecta, Hymenoptera, Formicidae. The record is from RefSeq and is a predicted model, not a curated record.
AGAGUUUAUAGGGUUCCGCUAGAAUAUAUGAUAAAAAAUGUGAUUAUGUUUUUGGUUUUCGAUUGUUUGUGAUAGUUUGUAGUGGUAAAGGAAACAAAUAAGAAGCAUUCGUUAAAUAGGAAACUUUAAACAGAUUCUUAUACAUAUAAGAUGGAAGCGUUUUCUCAGGAAAUACAAAAGUAUUUGAUGAAAAUGGAGCAGAGACAUGGUAAACUACGAUUUCUCUCGUCUCGAGCAACAGAAGAGACUUCACACACCAUUAACGAGAUAGUAGAAACCAUCUCUAGCAUCUUUCAAAAGCACAAAAUGCAUCUAAUGCAAAACGAAAUAAGUAAUCCUAGGAAUGAAAAGUAUUAUAUUACGCUAAACGUUGCUUGCGGUUACAACUGGCUUUUGUUGAAUACGUAUUUCAAAGUACAAACUUUCCUCACGGAGGACGUGCGAUAUGGUCACAUGGUUGGACAGUGGCCCCCAUUAUCACCGUAUCUCUUUAUACAGAUAAUAUGGAGCUUCAAGUAUGAGAUGAUACUGGCCGAAUCAUUGAUGUACAUACCUUUGGAUCUGUGCGUAGAGAUCUUGGAGAUAGUAGUCAAGUGCAUUCCUGAGCUGGAAUACAAACGAGCGAAGCAUCUGAUCAUACAAUUGACCAGCAACAUAUACAAAAGGUGCCUACAGUUGCACAAGACACGAUCAUCAAAGGAAAAUGGGAGGGAAUACGCAUGGCAAUUAGUCGCGUAUUUUCAAAUGUUGCUGGACCCGCUGACUGACUUGAGGAGAACUCGUUUCUCCAUGCUACCCAUCGUACCCGAGACGAUGUACGAGGAGCAUGGCAUUCUCAUAAAGACGUUGCUUCGCCACACCAAGAACUGUAUAUGCAUGCAAGGAGUAACAAACGAGGACAGCACUUCGGCGACAUUUUUUACCCUCGGCUUGCGCAGAUAUGAAGACACGCUUCCUGUUGAGGAUAUAAAGGUCAUUACGCAGAAGCUGGCACAGGAAUUAAUCGCCGUGUUGUUGAACCAGAUUAAGAAGGUCGACUGUCACGAGUACUUCUACUGGGCGGAAGUCGAUGACACGGAUAACUUUGCGAUCUCGUUGCAGCGUGCAAUUGCUAUUGAAUGCCAGGACUUUAUAGACUUCAUGAAGCGAGAUAUCUUCCCGGAAAGGAAUGACCAUUUGGAGGAAUGCUUGAAGCAAUUCGCGGGAGAUCGGCAAGCGACCGAGUCCGUUUUCACUAUUCAAGAAUUGCGUUAUUGCAUCGUUAAUGGCAAACUGGAAUAUUUUAAAGAACUGAUGGAUCGCUACAAGGAGUGGGACGAAUCUGUAUUGGAUUUUCUUGAAGAGCACAUGCAAUUGUGCGUCGCGCAUAUGACGAAAUACAAUACGAGCACCUUAUUGGAAUAUGUUUAUGUAUUUACCACGCAGAAUCUCUGGUCGAAAUUGUACUCGAGUUUUAUUUUGAAGUCGGUGCUGAGAAUAUUAUCGACAGUGAACGUAAUGGAAUUCUAUUGCAUCGUAUUGCGAUACGCGAUAAAGCAUGUACACGACAAUCCUCUCACGGAAUUGUACAGCGAGAAGGCCUUCAUGCAAUUUGUAGCGUCUAAUAAAAACAUAUGUGAACAUCACAUGAUGCGUUACGUUCUAGAAAACUUUCUGCUGAAUACGAAAGCAGUAACGCUCACCCUGACGAAAAUUCUGAUUGGCAACGUGCAAGUCGAUCAUCCUCUGUUCACAACGAAGAAGAUAGUGGCACUGCAAUCGUUUUUUUCAAAAUCAAAGUGAACAAUGAGUAUAACGUACUGAUAUCGUGCCUAAAAAAAAUUGUUUGCAUAACAAAUCCCUCGUGGAAUUCUAAGAGGUUCA